Betta splendens (Siamese fighting fish) is the source of this 2544-nucleotide messenger RNA. RefSeq names its product synaptosomal-associated protein 23-like. The coding region runs from base 194 to 901 and encodes 235 amino acids. The transcript has 8 exons. Gene Ontology annotation, cellular component: SNARE complex; plasma membrane. The record is from RefSeq and is a predicted model, not a curated record. Gene Ontology annotation, molecular function: syntaxin binding; SNAP receptor activity. Gene Ontology annotation, biological process: synaptic vesicle priming; exocytosis; synaptic vesicle fusion to presynaptic active zone membrane. Lineage: Eukaryota; Metazoa; Chordata; Actinopteri; Anabantiformes; Osphronemidae.
UUGACUCUGCACAUGGACGUCUCGUCCACUUCGCCUCGCUAGUGUAACGUUAGUUGUUUAAGUUGCGUUAUUAGGCGGACAGGAAAGCGGAACUAGCCAAGCAGCUAGCUAGUAGCACUUUAGCUAGUUUAACGAGUUGCUCUCCGGGUGUUACCCUGUUUAGGAUACUCGAACCCAACCAACUUUACUGACAAUGCCACAGAAUAUUGAACUUGGUGCCAAAGGAGGAGCCUCCAAACAAGACGGCAUCAGGAUGGAAGACAUGAGUGUGGAACAGAUGACAGCGAGGGCCAACCAAGUGACCGACGAGUCACUGGAAAGCACACGGAGGAUGCUGCAGAUGGCCGAGGAGAGCAGACAGACGGGCGUCAACACCAUGGUGAUGCUGGACCAGCAAGGAGAGCAGCUGGACCGCGUAGAGCAGGGAAUGGAUCAGAUCAACCAGGACAUGAAACAGGCUGAGAAACACCUCACCGACCUCUCAAAGUGCUGCGGCCUCUGUACCUGCCCCUGUGACAGAGUGACAUCUAUUGAAAAUGACUCACGAUACAAGCGUACCUGGGGGACUGGAGAAAGUGAGGGCGAUAGUGAACGUGGACCUAAAGUGGUUUCUAAACAGCCCUCUGCUGUUCACAAUGGCCAGGCCGGCCCAUCAAACACCUCUGCUGCGCCUUCAGGCCCAUACAUCAAAAGGAUAACCAAUGAUGCACGUGAGGAUGAGAUGGACGAAAACCUGGACGCUGUCGGCAGCAUCAUUGGCAAUCUGAGAAGCUUGGCUGUGGACAUGGGCAAUGAGAUUGACAAGCAGAACAAACAGAUUGAUCGCAUUACUGACAAGGCGGACAUUAAUAAAUCUCGCAUUGAGGAAGCCAACCAGAGAGCCAACAAGCUCAUCAAAUAGACAAGGAAACCUGCUUGUGUCCUUUUUAUCAAUCCUGAGCCUCCAACUCCCACACACUUACACUCAUGCACAUGCUCAAACACGGUCUUUGCAAAAACAAUCCCAACUUUACAUUGUCAAAAAGGUUUGUCUUCCUUUAUUCAAAGUGCUCUUAUCCAUUAUAUGCAUUAGAAACAGCACGUACCCCUAAACGGUGAUUGUAAUUGUAAUAGCUGGUUGGAGCGUGAGCAUCGAUGCCUGCUUGUUUGAUCAAAUAUGCACCAGGCUCAUUAUUUCUCUAAACAAACAGAAGAAUGAACCCGUACUCGUUAGCUUUCUGUCUGUGAACUAGCACAGAUUUAAUUUCUAGAUCACCCUGAGUGUCAUGUCCUGACACUUCAUUCUCUUCCUCACGUCAUUGACUCACUGGUUUCAAUCAUUCUAUCAAGCAGAAAUGACUUGUGAAUAAACUCUCAUUUUAUUACCUUGUUCCCAAGUCAUUUAUGCUUUUUUGCAUGUAAAACAAUAUAUUUAAACAUCCAGAGCACCAUGAGUGCAAGUAACUUAAUGUAUUCUCACUGAUGGCUAGUCAUGGUUGUUGGAAAUGUUUUCUGAAAUAUUGUACACACUGCCUGAAAUUUAAUAUAUACAGUAGUUAGUAGAGUUUCUUCAAAUGGGUUAGUCGGUAUCAUAAGAACGUUCAUCUUUACCUCCGACAAAUCUUUUUGGGUUUUUUUCUUUUCAAAUGCUGAAUAUAGGAGAGUGGUUGAAUAACUGUAGGUUUGUCAUGAGAGAAUCAACUGCUGGACUUUAUAUUUAGUCUUUUGAUGUUUUUCACUCAGAUAGCAGUGUUGAUGUAAAUACAGAAACAAACUUUAACUUCUCUUAAUCCUCCUCAUUCUGAAACUAAUUGCAUUGUUUUGUUACCUUACCGCCUGGUUAAAAGGGAUUUACGGCAGAGCAAAUUGAUAGCUAAUGUACGAUUCCUACACCAUGUACUGGUAAUGUGAGAACAAAUUAUAGUUUAAUUUAAAAAAACAAAAAAAAAAACAACGCAACCUUUAAUUUCAAAAUGGGAGACUGUUCAGGAACCCUGGCAGUUCACUGGUCUAUGGUUGUGUUUUAACAGCCAGUAUAUUGAUCAACCCUGUUCUCAGCGAAGAGCUACAGGAAAAUAUUAUUGAUGCUCAAAAUCAUCUUUGUGUCAGAGUUGUAGUCGAGCUGAGAAAAUACCAAAGGCAAGAUGCAAAGCAGUGAAUGAAAGUUAGGAGCAACUGGGGAGACACAACAAGUGCUGAAGAGCUCUAAGACGUUAAGCAUCUACUGGUUAAUUUGAACGGAAUGUGACUGGUGUGUUCUGGUUCAUGCAUACGUCUGUGGAGUUGGUAAAGAUCGAAUGAACUGUUAUUCAGGGCUUGUUACUUAUGUGAUUAUGGUCAGCUGAGGUGUAAUUAGUCUAGCUUAAUGCUGCCUCACUGUCUUGAUGUUGUUUAUAUGCCGUUUUACCAACAGCUACUGGAAUGUAAAUAACUUUUGUUUAUUGCUCCCGUUCAUAUUCACCUUGUCUUUGUGAAUUUAGCUUAAUGACUUUAAAGUACAAAUGCUCUUUAUUUACUCCCAUCUCUGUUCAAUUGUUUGUAUUCAAUAAACAGUUUAUGUUUUAA